CCCCUCCCACCAAAACCAACUGCAACCCAUCGACCUGGUGCCCUCUCCCCACCAACCCUCCAGAGCUUCCAUCCACUCCCAAUAUGACCUCCUACGCCUCCGACCCCGCCUGGGCCGACAUCGAGCCGCUCCCGCAAGACGAUGGCGGCCCGCACCCUCUCGCCGCCAUCGCCUACAAAGACGAGUACAGCGAAGCGAUGUCGUACCUACGCGCUGUGAUGGCGAAGAACGAGAUGAGCGAGCGGGUGCUAGGGCUCACGGAGCGGAUUAUCGGGAUGAAUCCAGCGCAUUACACCGUCUGGCUCUACCGCUCCCGCGUCCUCGCCGCCCUCUCCUACGACCUCCGCACCGAACUCGCCUGGCUCAACCCCACGGCCCUCAAGCACCUGAAAAACUACCAGAUCUGGCACCACCGCCAAACCAUCGUGGACGCUCUCGACUCGGCCGACGGCGAACAGGCCUUCAUCGCCGGCAUGAUGGAGCAGGACGCCAAGAACUACCACGUCUGGAGCUACCGGCAGUGGCUCGUGAAGCGCUUCGCGCUGUGGGAUGCCGGGGAGCUAGAGAUCGUGGAGGCAAUGCUGCAGCAUGAUGUGCGGAACAAUAGCGCGUGGAAUCAUCGUUAUUUCUUGGUGUUUGGGCGGGACGAUGGGGUGGUGGUUGAGCAGAAGACAAUAGACCGGGAGAUCGAGUACGCAAAAGAAACGAUUCGUAAAGCACCCCAGAACCAAGCCCCCUGGAACUACGUCCGCGGCGUGCUGCGGUACGCCAAGCUCUCGCCGGCUUCGCUGAAGGAGUUCGCAGCGGGGUUUGCGCCGGUGGAGAGGCCGGAGGAUAUCAAGUCGAGCCAUGCGUUGGAUCUGUUGGCGGAGAUCUAUGCGCAGGAGCAGGGGAAGAGUGAGGAGGCGGUAAGGGUGCUGGAUUUGCUGGCGGAGAAGUAUGAUCCGAUUCGGGCGAAUUAUUGGAACUUCCGCAAGUCGCAACUGGGUUCUGCGAGCGCUGCGGCUUGAGCUCGACUUCAUGGGUAUGGUAAGUAGUAGUACUGGGGCAAGGCGUCUUAUUUUGGAUUAAGGGAUGCAUGCGAUACCCGGCUGGCGUUUGGUGUAUGGUAUGAAACCCCAAAAGAAAAGUAUAUUAUCUAGAUCCUUAAUAUCGAGUCUUCUAUCAUAACCCAAG
Messenger RNA from Mytilinidion resinicola, 1176 nucleotides. RefSeq names its product protein prenylyltransferase. The record is from RefSeq and is a predicted model, not a curated record. The transcript is spliced from 3 exons. Gene Ontology annotation, molecular function: CAAX-protein geranylgeranyltransferase activity; protein farnesyltransferase activity. Gene Ontology annotation, cellular component: cytoplasm; protein farnesyltransferase complex; CAAX-protein geranylgeranyltransferase complex. Gene Ontology annotation, biological process: protein farnesylation; protein geranylgeranylation. NCBI's taxonomy places the organism in Eukaryota, Fungi, Ascomycota, Dothideomycetes, Mytilinidiales, Mytilinidiaceae. Bases 84 to 1010 code for a protein of 308 amino acids.